This is a messenger RNA of Argentina anserina (silverweed cinquefoil), 3912 nucleotides long. RefSeq names its product putative pentatricopeptide repeat-containing protein At5g13230, mitochondrial. Bases 93 to 2567 code for a protein of 824 amino acids. The record is from RefSeq and is a predicted model, not a curated record. The transcript is spliced from 5 exons. Gene Ontology annotation, molecular function: zinc ion binding; protein binding. Lineage: Eukaryota; Viridiplantae; Streptophyta; Magnoliopsida; Rosales; Rosaceae.
CAAUGGGGAGAGUCAUAAACACACAACGAGCUCACACUCUGAAUUUAAGUACGCCUUCCCGCUAAAGCAACUCUCUUCUGAUUUUGGCGGCCAUGCUCGCACUGAUUUCUCUAAGAAAAUUUUCCACACAUUGCAAACCCAUUUCUUUCUCAACCUUUCAACGAUGUGGCUACGCUGCCCAAUCCCUCCAACACUCGACAUUCCACCCACAACUCCCCAACCCAGAAUUCGACUCCCACUCCUACGCAGCCACUCUCCAACACCACAUCAGAAACGCCGACUUCACUUCAGCAACGGCUCUUCACUCCCACAUUGUCAAGAAAGGCGCGUGCUUGGACUUGUUCGCCCACAACAUUCUCGCCAACAUGUACGUCAAAGCUGGCCUGGUCGACAAUGCACUCAAGGUGUUCGACGAAAUGCCCCACAGAAAUGUGAUUUCCUUUGUCACCUUAAUCCAGGGGCUUUCGGAGUCUCAGCGCUUCAAUGACGCUGUGGAGCUGUUCAGCAGGUUGCAUAGAGAAGGCCACGAGCUGAACCCGUUUGCGUUUACUAGCUUGUUGAAGUUGCUUGUGAAGAUGGGACAGGCUGAGCUGGUUUGGACUGUCCACGCUUGUGUUUAUAAGCUCGGACACGGCUGCAAUGCCUUUGUUGGAACUGCUCUCAUCGAUGCAUACUCUGUUUGCGGCGAGGUUGGGAUUACUAGGGACGUGUUUGAUGGGAUUGUUUGCAAGGAUAUGGUAGCUUGGUCUGGGAUGAUAGGGUGUUAUGCUGAGAAUGGCGGUUUUGGAGAGGCCGUUGACCUCUUUUGUCAAAUGAGGGUGGUUGGAUUUAGGCCUAAUAAUUAUACUUUUAGCGGUUUGCUUAAGGCCUGUCUCGGGUUAAAGGUGCUGGAUCAAGGGAAGUGUGUUCAUGGAUAUGUGAUAAAAUCGUGUUAUGAAAAGGAUUUAUAUGUGGGAAUUUCGCUGCUUGAUUUGUACACCACGUGUGGAGAUGUCAAUGAUGCUCGGAGGGUGUUUCAAGAGGUGCCCAAAAAUGAAGUGAUUCCUUGGACCCUCAUGGUUUCACGGUAUGCUCAGAGUGACCAAUGUGAAGAGGCGCUGGGCAUGUUCUGUUGGAUGAGGCGAGCUUUUGUUGCUCCCAAUGAAUUUACAUAUGCUAGUGUGCUGCAAGCUUGUGCAACCAUGGAGAGUUUAGUUUUCGGGAAGCAAAUCCAUUGUCAUGUACUUAAGGUUGGUCUGAACUCAGUUGUCUAUGUUUCAAAUGCACUCAUGGAUGUCUAUGCUAAAUGUGGACAGAUGGAGAACUCGAUGGAACUGUUUGUGGAAUCAUCGAACAGGAAUGAUGUGUCUUGGAACACGAUGAUUGUUGGUUAUGUCCAGUUAGGUGAUGGGGAGAAGGCGUUGACUUUGUUUUCAGAUAUGCUUAGAUGCCAAGUGCAAGCCACAGAAGUGACGUACUCUAGUGCUCUCAGAGCUUCUGCUAGUCUAGCAGCCUUGGAACCAGGACUUCAGAUUCAUUCAGUGACGCUUAAAACCCUAUAUGACAAGGAUACUGUAGUUGGUAAUUCUUUGAUAGACAUGUAUGCCAAGUGUGGGAGCAUCACAGAUGCUCGCUUGAUGUUCGACAAGAUGAAGCAGCAAGAUGAAGUUUCAUGGAAUGCAAUGAUCUCGGGAUAUUCUAUGCAUGGUCUCGGUAAGCAGGCUCUAAAACUUUUUGAAAUGAUGAAGGAAACAAAUUGCAAACCUAACAAGUUAACCUUUGUUGGUGUCCUUUCGGCAUGUAGCAAUGCAGGACUGUUAGACCAAGGACAUGCUUAUUUUAAUUCUAUGGUUGAGGACUACAACAUUGAACCAUGCAUGGAGCACUAUACUUGUAUGGUCUGGCUACUAGGGAGGUCAGGGCAGCUUGAUAAGGCUGUGAAGUUGAUUGACGAAAUUCCAUUUAAACCUAGUGCUAUGGUAUGGCGUGUUUUGCUUGGAGCUUGUGUUAUCCAUAAUGAUGUUGAGCUUGGAAGAAUUUCUGCCCAGCAUGUGCUCGAAAUGGAUCCCCAAGAUGAGUCUACGCAUGUGUUGUUGUCAAACUUAUACGCAACUGCGAAGAGGUGGGAUAAUGUGGCUUAUGUUAGGAAAAACAUGAAAAGAAAGGGAGUAAAGAAGGAGCCGGGCCUAAGUUGGAUUGAGAACCAGGGUACGGUUCAUUAUUUCACCGUGGGCGAUACUUCACAUCCUGACAUGAGACUGAUUAGUGGUAUGCUGGAAUGGUUGAAAAUGAGAACCUUUAAGGCAGGCCAUGUUCCCAAUUGUAAUGUUGUUAUGCUUGAUGUUCAUGAUGAUGAAAAGGUGCGCCUCUUGUGGGUACACAGUGAAAGAUUAGCUCUAGCAUUUGCGCUGGUUAGAACUCCAGCGGGGAGCCUCAUUCGUAUCAUAAAAAAUCUUCGGAUUUGUGUGGACUGCCAUGCCAUGAUGAAAUUGAUAUCAAAGCUCGUGCAGCGUGAAAUAAUUGUUAGAGAUAUGAAUCGGUUCCAUCACUUUCAAGAUGGGAUUUGCUCCUGUGAUGACUACUGGUGAUUGCUUUUUAUUGAGAUUCUGGUCUUUGAAGGUGAUUUCAUGACGUCUUCCCGUCGCACACACAGAAAUAGAAUGGGAUGCAUUCUCUCACAGGUGGUAGUGGAUUAGAACAAUGGUGGAUUAGGCAAUUCUACUGCAACUUGCUCCAUGGUAUCAGCACCAGGAGUCAAUGUUUUUAUCUGUUCCAAAGUUUAUGCAAACAGGUUUGAGGCUAGGAAUGGAAAUGUUAGCCUUUGGGUUAUAAUUUCUGUUUUGAUGAUAGACAUGCACUUCAUCCCUAACUAGUCUGAACAUUACUACUAUAAUAACAUGAUCUAUGACAUCUAGCCUCACAUAUUAUGCAUGUCCUUCAACUUGGCUGCUGCCUAUAUCUUAAUGGCUGAUCUUUGAUGUCAAAUCAGGGAAAUGACUAUACUGGCCAACCUUGUGAACAUUGUGGGGGUACAAGUCUUUGUGCACAUCUAUAUUACAAGAGCUAGUGAGCAUGGUAUAUAUCACAUGUUGAAAAUUUAUAUGGAUAGUUGGUGCAUAGAUUUUUUGGCAAGCCUGAACCAUGUUUUGUUUUGUUUAUUACAGGAAGAAUAUUGUGGAUUUGCUGCUUUUCUGUAACUAGCUGCCAAUCUUCAUUCUCUUCAGAGCGAAAGUAUGAAUCAGAGCUGGACAGAAAGGGAGUGAUGGUUCAUCAGCAGGUGUUAAGCAGUGUGUUCUGUUGCCAAACCAAGAGUUGAUCAAGGGAAAGAUAGUCUGACUUACAGAAGGCUAGACUUUCAGAAGAUCUCAUGCAUCACUUCUUUGGUAAUAGAUUUGAAUUUGGCUCCGGGAGUCUGGGUAAGCUCUCAAUACCUAUAUUGCAAUUCACACCAAUUCGCCAAAAUUUUUCCGCAUGUCCAAAAAUUAGUUGCUCACUUUUAUAAUUGCUUGAUUCUACAGAGCAGUGAAACUUUAACGUAGUUUCCAGUUUGUAUAGCUCUAAACUGAAACUUCAAGUAGCUUCACCGAAGUAUUUGGCAGUGGUCACUGAAAGUCUCCAUUAUGCUAUCAUUAUGUAUUCUCAUACUCAAAUUUAUGAUCAUCAAUCUGACUAACCUAUUUGAUGUUUUAACAGGAGGGGCCUAAAUUAACAAUCCUAUCUGAUUACUCAUUGCAGAAAUCAGUUGUUUAAAUCAUUUCAUCUUGUAAAUUCAAUGAUAAUUUGUAAGUCAUAGCGUGAAGAAAUUAUUAUCCGAUGGUUGAAAAAAUAUGGUCUUAACCUAUACUUGGGCCUUGUCUCAAGUUGUACGCGAGGCCGAAUCUAUACACUGAGAUUGCUUUGGACGCUGUCAUUGAUCUCUUAAGUAAACCUGAG